Messenger RNA from Oncorhynchus mykiss (rainbow trout), 1235 nucleotides. It is a transcript of the gene hyi, whose product is annotated as hydroxypyruvate isomerase. The record is from RefSeq and is a predicted model, not a curated record. Gene Ontology annotation, biological process: glyoxylate metabolic process. Gene Ontology annotation, molecular function: hydroxypyruvate isomerase activity. NCBI's taxonomy places the organism in Eukaryota, Metazoa, Chordata, Actinopteri, Salmoniformes, Salmonidae.
UUGUCAAACUAUUUGUUUCGUUGUGCGCAUGUGCAACAUAUGAGUCGCAGUACAGAGAAUAAUGAACUCUACUAGCUAGCUAGCACUCCUGUCUGGCAGCUCGGUUAUAUCAAUAUUUGACAUCACAUGAGAAACAAACAACAUCAGGUGACAGCUGAGACAAUGGACCUUGAGUUUUAAUCCUGCUAUUCUAGCUAGCUACUUAGAGCGGUUGUCCCAUUGAACAUUAGCAAGCGGACUAACGUUAGCUUGCCAGCCCACCCCACAAGAAACAUGCCCCCAUUAAAAUUCUGCGCGAAUCUUUCGUGGUUGUUUACGGAUCUGCCAGAGUUUACCCAGAGAAUCUAUGCUGCUGCAUCGGCUGGGUUUCAGGCUGUGGAGGCGGCAUGGCUGUAUGACUCUGACUUACAGGAGCUCCAGAGAGUCAAGAAUGCUACUGGGGUUGAUGUGGUGCUGAUUAACACCCCCCUUGGAGAUGCUAAGGCAGGUGAUCUUGGUCUGGGUGCUGUUCCUGGCAGAGAGGAGGACUUCAGAAAGGGUCUGGAUCUGGCCAUGCAGUACGCCAAGGCUCUGGACUGCAGGAGGAUCCACUUGAUGGCUGGGAGGGUACCUGUGGGGGCAGACCGAGCUACCAUUGCCGUGGAAAUGGAGGACACCUUUGUACAAAACCUAAAACAUGCUGCCGAUGUCCUCUCAAAUGAGGGCAUCACUGGCCUGAUUGAGCCCAUCAACACACGGAUAACAGAUCCCAGAUAUUUCCUGGACAGUCCACAUCAGGCGGCUGCAAUCCUGCAGAAGGUUGGCCACCCAAAUAUUAAACUACAGAUGGAUGUCUUCCACUGGCAGAUAAUGGACAACAACUUGACACAGAACAUACACAAAUAUUUCCCUCUCAUCGGUCACAUCCAGAUAGCCCAGGUGCCCGGCAGGAACGAGCCAGACAGUGCAGGAGAACUUAACUUCCCAUAUCUCUUCAGUCUACUGGAGGAGAUGGGUUACCAGGGAUACAUCGGCUGUGAAUACAAACCACUAGGCUCUACAAAUGAAGGUCUUGGUUGGGUGAAAGAUUACUUGAAGCGCAACAGGUGAUGGCUGAGAGGACCACACAUGCAAACGUUUGCCAGUACCAGCCUUUCCAUAGAGGCAACAGUCAUCGCUGAUGAGUCUUAUUUCAACUCCGAUAAACAGUUCAUUAUUGUGAAAUGGGCUUAUUAAACAGCAGGCUAAACACUUGA